GGCGGAGCGGGUGGCACGGCCCGGCCAGGCUAAGCACGGCCCGGCCCGGCUCGGCACGGCAUGGCGGCCGCCCCCGCCGGGCUUUUCGCCGUCUACAAGCCCCCGGGGGUGUCGUGGUGCCGCGUCCGGGACGCGGUGCGGGCGCGGCUGCUGCGCGAGCUGAACGAGGCCCCGGCGCCCCCCCCGAGGCAGCGCAUCCGCUUCCUGCCCGCAGCCCCCGGUGCCGGUGGGGCGCCGGGCUUGGUGCCCGCCUGGGUGCCGGUGCUGGCCGAGCACCCCCUCGUCCGAGGCCCCCGGUUCACGCAGCUGAAGGUCGGCGCUGGUCACCGGCUGGACGUGAAGGCCUCCGGAGUCUUCGUGCUUGGCGUGGGCCACGGGAACAAGCUGCUCACGGAUCGGUACCACUGCCACCUGACCAAGGUUUACACCGUUGGUGGGCUGUUUGGUAAAGCUACUGAGGACUUCUCAGACACCGGGAAGCUGGUAGAGAAGGCGACAUUUGAUCAUAUCACAAGGGAGAAGCUGGAACGGAUUCUCGCUGUCAUUCAAGGAACAAAUCAUAAGGCCUUGCUGAUGCAUUCUAACAUUGACAUGAAAACACAAGAGGCGUAUGAGCUGGCUGUCAAUGGUUUGAUUCGUCCCAUGGGAAAGAGCCCACCGAUAAUCACAGCAAUCCGAUGCCUCCAGUUUGCGCUUCCAGAAUUCCAGCUAGGAAUCUCUCUGACCUUCUAGAAAUCCACUGCGUGCAUGAGACUCAGCAGUACCUCCGAAAAAUAGUUCACGAGAUUGGUCUGGAGCUGAAAUCAUGUGCUGUGUGCACACAAGUGCGAAGAAUACGCGAUGGUGUUUUCACACUGGACGACGCUCUCCUGAGAACGCAGUGGAACCUGCAGAGCAUACGGAAUGCAAUUUCGGACUGUCAGCUUAAAGUGAGAGCAGAGCUGGAGAAAACACUGGGCCAUCAGGAUAAAAGCGUUCAUAAGAUGGCUGCUGAGAUGGCCCACGCUGCUGACAGCUGAGCGUGCGCUACGGAAGGAACAUCCACAAGCAAUCUCUGUAGCACAAUAACGUAGCUGCACGCUGACAGAAUGAUGGACAGCAGAAGGAAAGAGGUUAAUUGCAGUUCACUUCCACCCUUGCCUUGAGAUGACUUUAAUCAGAGAGGCAUUUUUUCAUUGA
Messenger RNA from Cygnus atratus (black swan), 1179 nucleotides. RefSeq names its product TruB pseudouridine synthase family member 2 (gene TRUB2). The coding region runs from base 61 to 732 and encodes 223 amino acids. NCBI's taxonomy places the organism in Eukaryota, Metazoa, Chordata, Aves, Anseriformes, Anatidae. Gene Ontology annotation, molecular function: pseudouridine synthase activity; RNA binding. The record is from RefSeq and is a predicted model, not a curated record. The transcript has 8 exons. Gene Ontology annotation, biological process: pseudouridine synthesis; RNA processing.